Dromiciops gliroides (monito del monte) is the source of this 588-nucleotide messenger RNA. Its product is annotated as V-type proton ATPase 16 kDa proteolipid subunit-like. Lineage: Eukaryota; Metazoa; Chordata; Mammalia; Microbiotheria; Microbiotheriidae. Bases 1 to 588 code for a protein of 195 amino acids. Gene Ontology annotation, cellular component: proton-transporting V-type ATPase, V0 domain. Gene Ontology annotation, biological process: proton transmembrane transport. Gene Ontology annotation, molecular function: proton-transporting ATPase activity, rotational mechanism. The record is from RefSeq and is a predicted model, not a curated record. The transcript has a single exon.
AUGUCAGAGAGUCCCGAAUACAGGUCCUUCUUCACUGUCGUGGGUGCUUCAGCCUCCAUGGCCUUCAAUGCUCUUGGUGCGGCUUAUGGCACAGCAAAAAGUGGCACUGGUAUUACAGCCAUGUCAGUCAUGAGACCUGAGAUGAUCAUGAAGUCAAUCAUUCCCGUCGUCAUGGCUGGUAUCAUCGCUAUCUAUGGUCUGGUGGUGGCUGUUCUCAUCACCAACUCUCUGACACUGGGAAUCACCCUGUUCAAGAGCUUCCUUCAGCUGGGAGCAGGCUUCAGCGUGGGCCUGAGCGAGCUGGCAGCUGGCUUUGCCAUCGGCAUUGUAGGUGAUGCUGGCGUUCGGGGGACAGCUCAGCAGCCCCAACUAUUUGUGGGGAUGAUCCUGAUUCUGAUCUUCGCUGAGGUGCUUGGCCUGUACGGCCUGAUUGUGGCCCUAAUUCUCUCUACAAAGUCAACCCUCUUUUCCCCUUCUUCCCAGUGCCCUGCUCCACCCCCACUCACCCCUGCAGCCACAGAGUAUGAUGUAAAGACCUGUCUUGAACCACCCCAUCCCUCCCAAUUUGCUCCAGAACUAAUGGCCUGA